Molecule: messenger RNA, 2124 nt
Organism: Trichosporon asahii var. asahii CBS 2479
Lineage: Eukaryota; Fungi; Basidiomycota; Tremellomycetes; Trichosporonales; Trichosporonaceae
Product: GTPase activating protein
Exons: 7
Coding region: 1-2124 (707 amino acids)
Biological process (GO): signal transduction; regulation of GTPase activity
Cellular component (GO): cytoplasm
Source: RefSeq, a predicted model, not a curated record
AUGGAGGCUUACAACUACUCAGAGUCUCCGCGCGACCUCAACUCUCCACAUGACCCUUCGGAGAACGGGUACUCGUUUGCACGCAACAACAGACCUCACUAUUCAUCACAACACUCCUCUCAUCCCUCCGGGGCGUCCACAGUCAUGAAUGCCGGAUCCGCCUCGCAGUCUACGACCGCAGUCAGCACUGUCUCCACCGAGGCCCCAUCGUCGACUACGACGGCGAACGCGUUCGCCUACAGGAACGGACGGCGCAUGUCUUCCAGCUCGGCCAGUCGUUUAGAAGGUAAAGAAGUGGAUGGCCCCGUAGGGUUUGACGAAGGCAUCGUUAAUGGGCUGUGUGACAUGGACUGUGCUCUUCCUCUACUCGGGGACAGGAUAAAGCAAUCCGUCGCAUCGUGCAAGGUGAGGCAACAGUCAUGCCGUUUGCCGUCCGGUCAGCUAACGCAGCAGCAAAUCUCUGGCUUCUUUCGUCAACGGUCAGAAGUGGAGGAGAAGUAUGCGCGAGGAUUGGGUGAUAUGGCGAGGCAAGCAAUCGAGGUCUACAGCAAGAUGGAUUGCAAGGCGGGGUCAUUCGUGCAGUCAUACCAGCAAUCGCUCCGCAUGCAGGAGCAACUCGCCCAGAACAGGAUUAGGUUUGCUCAGCGGCUCGGGGAAAUGAGCGAGGAGCUCGCAUCGCUGGCGAGGGAAGGUGAAAAGCAGCGCAAGAUUCACAAGGAUAACGGCGCGCGUUUCCAAGCCAUACUUCAAGACUCCGAAACGGUCAUGGACAAGGCCAAAGCGAGGUUCGAUGCGACGGCCGAGGAGCUCGAGCGUAUUCUGGUAGCCAAGGAGGGAGAGAGCUAUCGCGACGCGGGUAUGCGCAAUGCCAACGCUGCCAACCACACAGCUGGCAACGGUACUAGCGCGAAUAAGAACCGUAUCGGCAAAGCAAUGACCAAGGGCUUGUUCAAGGGCAAGAACCCCGCCCAGAUGCAGCGCCACGAAGACGAUGUCCGGCAGCGCAUGGCGGGUGCCAGCGAGGCGUUCCGCAAGGCUGUUUUGGAGAGCCAAGCGCUGCGACAGGAGUACUUCAGCCAACAGCUGCCCAAGAUCGUGCGGUUACUGAAGGACUGUGCCGAUGAGCUCGAUCUCGGAAUCCAGUACCACCUCACACGGUAUGCGUUCAUGUACGAGUCGACUGUCGUCGGUGAAGGUUCCAUUCUCUGUCCGCCCACGCCCGAAGACGGACUGAGCCUGAAGCAAGUGUUCGAGAGCAUCGACAAUCGCAGCGACUUCAAGGCGUACAUGCAGAACUACGCAGUGGCGCGCAACAUCCCCAAGGGACCGCGUCGCGAGGGGCCGUAUGACGAGAACUUCGCGUCGACGUCGGCACCGGGUGGUCCUGUCAUUUCGGGCCCUACCAAUGUCCAGACUAACCCCGUGCCUCCGCCGAACGGCAGCGCUGUCGCUGUGACAUCGCCGCCACAGAACGAUUACUACUCGAGCAACUCCAUUCCCGCUUCCACAGGGGCAACGUUCGGAGUUGAUCUCGGCGACCAAUUGCAGCGCGAUGGAACGGAGGUGCCAAAGAUCGUUAAGAAGUGCGCAGAGGCGAUCGAAGCGUACGGUCUUGAGUCCAUGGGUAUCUACCGCUUGUCCGGCACGACCAGCAAAGUUCAAGCGCUCAAGAAUGCCCUCGACAAGGACAUCGAUAGCGUUGACGUUAUGGACGAGCAGUGGACCUCGGACAUCAAUGUCGUGUCUGGCGCACUGAAGCUCUGGUUCCGGGAGCUGCCGGAGCCGCUGCUGACGUACGGCCUAUACCAUGGCUUUAUCGAGGCUGCUAGGUACGACAAUGACCGUUUACGACACAUCCGACUGCACGAACAGGUGAACGAGCUGCCAGACCCCAACUACGCCACUCUGAAGUACUUCAUGGGUCAUCUGGACCGCAUCCGCCGCAAGGAAGGUGUGAACCAAAUGUCGGCUUCCAACCUUUCGAUUGUGUUUGGUCCGACGUUGCUCGGCGCCCCGCCAGAGGAGGGAGGCUUGAACCUGGAGCACAUGAACUUCCAGUGCAAGGCCAUCGAGACCAUCCUGGAGAAGUACCAGGAGAUCUUCGUUGAAGAGGAAGAGGCCUAA